CCAUCUGGCGCGACGUGGAGCGUCCCUUCGCGCGCCCGAGUGUCAAAAGGGCCGGCAACGACGUCGAGCGGCUAGCUCGCCAUGUGUGACGUGCCGCCGUCUCAUCGGUCGCGACGUGCACGCGAUAAAAGCGACGCCCACGUGCGUCAGUGCUCCGGUUCUCGGCGGCGCGACGUGGAUCUCCUCGCCGCGAGCCUCGCCCGUGGGACGUGCGAGCGAUCGAUGGGACACCUCGCCGUCGCGCCACGUCUAACCCUCACAGACAAGACGGAGCGAGCGUAAUCGCGUUCCCCGAACGUUCCCUCUCGGUCUACGUGCAAUCGUCGGCGACGAAGGGAAGAGAGAGAAACGGAAUCGUCUCGGUGCUGAAACUUUCUCCCGCCUCCCCGGAUUCCUCCCUUCGCCCCGCGCAGUCGUCGAUAAUUUAUUUAUUUAUGAUAUGGUGCACUUUGGUCAUGCAAAUUCCCUGAGGCAGGCGAAAGCAUUGGGCGAUUAUUUGGUGGUAGGCGUCCACAACGAUGAAGAAAUUGCGAGGCACAAAGGCCCUCCUGUUUUCACCGAACAAGAAAGAUACAAAAUGGUGCGCGGCAUCAAGUGGGUAGAUGAGGUAGUCGAGGCUGCACCUUAUGUCACCACGUUAGAAACAUUAGACAAGUACAACUGUGAUUUUUGCGUUCACGGCGACGACAUCACGAUGACGGCCGACGGCGUAGACACGUAUCACUUGGUCAAGACGGCCGGUCGUUACAGAGAAGUACAGCGGACGGCUGGCGUCUCGACGACUGAUCUUGUAGGACGCAUGCUGCUGAUGACGCGACAACACUUUCGGCAGGGCGACAAUGAGUACAGUGUCGACAGAGAACCAAGCAAGCGCAUGGGCCAGGACCGGAGUGCGCGGAGUCCGUGGACCGGCUGCUCGCAGUUCUUGCCGACCACCCAGAAGAUCAUACAGUUCAGUGACGGCAAGAGUCCGCAGCCAGGCGACAAGAUCGUGUACGUCGCAGGCGCGUUUGAUCUCUUCCACGUUGGCCACCUGGACUUCCUGGAGGUUGCCAAGAAGGAGGGCGAUUAUCUUAUAGUCGGCUUGCACACGGAUCCCGCCGUUAAUCGGUACAAGUGUGGCAAUCAUCCCAUCAUGAAUCUUCACGAACGUGUCCUCAGUGUGCUAGCGUGUAAGUAUGUGAACGAGGUCGUAAUUGGCGCACCGUACGAAGUUACGAGAGAGCUGAUGGAGCAUUUCAAUGUUUCCGUCGUGUGUCACGGGCAGACUCCUAUAAUGCCGUGCGAGGACGGUUCGGAUCCGUACGCGGAGCCCAAGAAACAAAGUAAAUUCAAAUUACUGGAUAGCGGUAACGACAUGACGACGGAAAAAAUAGUCGAGAGGAUCAUUCUUCAUAGGUUGGAAUACGAGGAUAGGAAUUUAAGGAAGGAGAAAAAAGAGCUUGCUGCUUACGAAGCCCUCACGAAGUCUAAGAGAAAUGACAGGACUGAAUAAUUACUUGUUUCGGUUUCCCUUUCGCUCGAACGUGCGCAGAGUGUACACGUGUGAUAAUUAAGAUCUUAUAACAAUCAUUAUGUAAAUAUGAUAUCACACACCGACACUUAAUUUAUUAAUUGUUUCGAAAUGCCUUACACAGAGCUGAAGCAGAUAUUUAUAGUCGUUCGAUGUGCUAGAAGCGCCGAUUUUACGAUACGGAGAAAUCAGCAUUUAUUUGUUGUAAUGUGCAACAAAACAAAACAACAAUAACUGUGAAAUGGGAAUAUUUCAUGUGCAAAGUGUGCCAGAGUUAUCGCCACUUCUUCAUUUCUUUAUUCUUAUGCCAGUCUUGAAUCUAUUUUUCCUUAGUAGAAACAUGAAUUGCUUACUUAAAGUUUUCAAGUAGAAAAGAACAGAAAAUUAAGUAUCAUUUGCUGUUUACUUCUUAAAUCAAAAUUAGCUUUUCAAUUUUCUGACGUUCUUGCCGUUCAGGGAUGAUGAGACAAAAGACUUGAUGCUAUUAAUAGGUACGCGAUUCUUUUCUCUGAAUCGAUUCUUACAUCGCGAGAGAUAGAGCUCAAGGCUUUGGGUCCCGAUAAGUGUGUGCACUGUGUGUUCGUUAUCACGGUGCUAUCUGCACCGUGACAAAGAAGAAUAUUAAAAAUGAAACGACUUAACCGUCGGAUUUACUUUCUAGUCGUAGGCGACAGUUCUGGAGCGCACUCGGCAUAUAUCUCUACAUAUCUAAAGAUUAAACCUUAAAAGGUUUAUCUUAUAGAUACAUCGCGUGUUACGGGCCUUCGAGUAUAAGUAUGCGUAGCAAUUAUUGUUCUACGGAACGCGAUGUUGAGUCGUUGUGAUGUCGUUGCUUAACUCAGCUGUUGAAAAUAAUCGUAAUUAUUGUGUAAGUAAUUGUGCGAGAGACACUUUACAGGAACAAAAAAAAACAGUUUUAUCGUCAAAUUGUUGAAUUUCAAGGAUUUUUGCACGUGCACCGUUCUCUUUCGCGCGCGGUCGUUCCGUCGUUUUACAUUUACUCUAUCAUCUGUUUUUUAUAUGUUUCUCAUGUAUGUUAGAGAUUAUUAUAUUUGCUGUUCGAUUUUUUGUUCGAAAUUUGGAAGCUUUUGAACAAACGCAGUUGAGUUGAACUGAAAAGCGAUGUUCGGUCUUCAGGAAACGAUUACUUCUCAUCGUGCAAUAAAUUCUAUAUUCUUUUUUACAUUUACGAAACUUUUUAUGCGAAUUACACAGCGAAAGCGUGUCUGAGCGCAGCUCGUAAGCAAGUGUAUCCCGUACAUUCAGAAAUCAUGUAACUAUUGGCAGGCUAGACGAACUUAGACUCGAUUCGGUCUAAUUAAUCGGAAGUUCCUAAAAGCGUUUACAGAUGCCUACCGUACGUUUCGCGGCGAUGCGAUUUUAUCCAUUACUGACACUAGUAGUUUUAUGCUGGCUGAAUACCGAACGGUUCACAACAGACACAUCCGGAUGUGUUUCGUGAGUAGAUGUAGUAAGUAACGCGUCGACUAACUCGCUACGCGGUGGACAGAUUCAUCGAACGAAUUACUACGACGUGUAAUUUAAGUAUUAAGAUUUUCUAAUGCGAAAUUAGAGAGUACCGUACACCCGAAAAUAUAUCAGCGGAGCCAAAGAAGUUAGAUUUUAGAGCGCGAUAGACUCGGAUAGACUGAGUAGAUGAAUAAACAGCCUGGAACACCUCAUGUAACGAAACAAGUUCCUCCAUACGCGGACGGCAUGUACGCCGAUAAAUUUAUAACGACAGUUGGGAUUUAUGCAGGAAUAUUGUACAGUUAACGUGAUUUUCUACAGGAGAGAGUCGACGCUGAGAAGAAAUUGUAAUGCGCAGAAUAUAUAUAUAUAUAUAU
Molecule: messenger RNA, 3360 nt
Organism: Ooceraea biroi (clonal raider ant)
Lineage: Eukaryota; Metazoa; Arthropoda; Insecta; Hymenoptera; Formicidae
Gene: Pect
Product: phosphoethanolamine cytidylyltransferase
Biological process (GO): phosphatidylethanolamine biosynthetic process
Cellular component (GO): cytoplasm
Molecular function (GO): ethanolamine-phosphate cytidylyltransferase activity
Source: RefSeq, a predicted model, not a curated record